GUUCCUAGCCCUGUACCGCGGAUUAGUUCCUAAAAUCCUCCGUCUUGGUCCUGGAGGCGCUAUCAUGCUGGUCAUUUACGAGCAGGUCUCCGAGUACCUCACCCACAGGUUCAUGUAGAACUAGGUGUCCGAGUACCUCAGGUUCAUGUGGAACUAGGUGUCUAAGUACCUAAUGUGAGUACCUCACCUCAGGAACAUGUACAACUAGGUUUUAUAGUACCUCAGGUUCAUGUUGAGAUAGUUUUACAAGGACCUCACCUUUAGGUACAUGUAGAACGUCCGAGUACCACAGGCUCAUGUAGUCCGGCAACGUCUUUCUGCCUAAGUACCUCAAAUUAAUGUAAAAAGGGUUCUAAGUUCAUCUGGUUCAUGACGGAAAAGGUGUCUGAGUACCUCAGGUUCAUGUAGUACAAUGUGUCCGAGUGCUUCAGGUUCGUAUAGUACAAGGUAUCCGAGUACCUCAGGUUCAUCUAGUACAAGGUGUUUCAGAACCUCAGGUUAAUGUAGUAAAAUGUGCUUUAGGUUCAUGUAGUGCAAGGUACCUGAGUACCUAAGGUUCAUGUAAUACAAGGUGCCUGAGUACCUCAGGUUCAUGUAGCACAAUGUGUCUGAGUACCUCAGGUUCAUGAAGUACAAGGUGUCUGAGUACCUCAAGUUCAUGUAGUACAAGGUGUCUUGAGUGCUUCAGGUUUAUGUAGUACAAGGUGUCUGAGUACCUCAGGUUCCCGUAGUACAAGUUGUCUUAUUACCUCAGGUUCAUGACGUAUAAGGUGUCUGAGUACCUCAGGUCCAUGUAAUGUAAUGUUUUUGAGUACCUCAGGUUCAUGUAGUACAAUGUGUCUGAGUACCUCAGGUUCAUGUAGUACAAGGUGUCUGAGUACCUCAGGUCCAUGUAGUGUAAUGUUUCUGAGUACCUCAGGUUCAUGUAGUACAAGGUGUCUGAGUACCUCAUGUUUAGGUAGUACAAGGUGUCUUGAUUACCUCAGGUUUUUGCAACUUUAAAAUUGAUAAACAUCCAUUUCAUUGAAUAAUACAAGGUUGUUCAAAUGUUUAAUAAUUCCGUCAACUUUAAGGACAUUAAGAAAGAACACUACACUUUAAUACACUCUGACAUUCAUUAAUUAUCGGAAAUAAAAUACGAUUUUUAAGUCGUCUUUUAAUUUCCAUGUUUAUUGGGAAGUCCUGUAGUAUUUGAUUGUAGUACCUCGACCCUCACUUAGAUCUUGUACGAUAGAGUUGAUAGUUUAUAUGAAUAUUCACCCCCCCCUCCAACCUUCAAAUUUUUCAUUGUUUUUCCUGAAAAUUUUCCCAGAAAAUUGAAAUGUACAAUGUAUGUAAAAUUUAUUUAUCAUUUAGUUUUUAGAGAUGUCACCCCGUCACAAGAUGUUUGUUAAAAGUGAAUUUUAAUAAAUCUGUUUAUAAGACUGAA
This is a messenger RNA of Eurytemora carolleeae, 1429 nucleotides long. RefSeq names its product mitochondrial 2-oxodicarboxylate carrier. Gene Ontology annotation, cellular component: mitochondrial inner membrane. Gene Ontology annotation, molecular function: ATP:ADP antiporter activity. Gene Ontology annotation, biological process: mitochondrial ATP transmembrane transport; mitochondrial ADP transmembrane transport. Lineage: Eukaryota; Metazoa; Arthropoda; Copepoda; Calanoida; Temoridae. The record is from RefSeq and is a predicted model, not a curated record.